AAAAGGGUCUAUUAUCCACGUUUCUCUCUCUCUCUCUCUCUCUGACUGAUGAUUGGUGAUUAUGAUGAUGUCCUUCUUUCUCACUCUUUAGCUUCCCUCUCCCCCUCUCUAACAAUCCAAAACGACCACUCCUCGUUCUCUCUCUCUCUCUCUCUCUCUCUCUCUCUCUCUCUCUCUGUAUUUAUUUAUUUAUUUUCUUUUAUUAUUCUACAAUGCUGCAGCUGCUGCUCCUCUAAUUUUUUUAAAAGUUAAUUGGAGGACUGGCUUCGGAUUAAUUAACAAUGGCGACCACACAGGGAUCAAAAUCAAGAAGAUCAAAUAUAAUUAAUAAUUCAAAGAAAGCAGCAGCGAAUUCACCGUCGACAUCAACAACAUCAUCUUCUAAGCAAUUUCUAGAGACUUCAAUUGACGGUCAAAGCUCGCCUGCAUCCUCCUCGGCACUAAGCAAACCACAGUAUUUUUACUCUGAAAGUGCUAAUUUAGAUACUGAAAGAUCCAAAGAAAAUGUAACUGUCACUGUCCGGUUUCGGCCUCUAAGUCCUAGGGAAAUUAGGCAAGGAGAAGAGAUUGCGUGGUAUGCAGAUGGAGAAACUAUCGUGCGUAAUGAAUAUAAUCCGUCUAUCGCGUAUGCUUAUGAUCGGGUAUUCGGUCCUACAACUACAACACGCCAUGUAUAUGAUGUUGCUGCGCAGCAUGUUGUCAAUGGUGCUAUGGAAGGGAUCAAUGGCACCAUUUUUGCUUAUGGAGUGACAAGCAGUGGGAAAACCCAUACCAUGCAUGGGGAUCAAAGGUCGCCUGGAAUUAUACCAUUAGCAGUGAAGGAUGCUUUUGGUAUCAUUCAAGAGACUCCAAACCGAGAGUUCCUUCUCCGUGUUUCAUACUUGGAGAUCUAUAAUGAGGUUGUUAAUGACUUGUUGAAUCCAGCAGGACAAAAUUUAAGAAUAAGAGAAGAUGCUCAGGGAACCUUUGUCGAGGGAAUAAAAGAAGAAGUUGUAUUAUCCCCCGCUCAUGCCCUCUCCCUUAUAGCAGCUGGAGAAGAGCACAGACAUGUUGGGUCUACAAACUUUAAUUUACUCAGCAGCAGGAGCCAUACAAUAUUUACACUGAUAAUAGAGAGUAGCCUGUAUGGUGAAAAUAGCAAAGGAGAGGCUGUAAAUUUGUCCCAGCUGAACCUCAUCGAUCUGGCAGGUUCUGAAAGCUCGAAGGCUGAAACUACUGGUUUGAGACGGAAAGAAGGAUCCUAUAUUAAUAAAAGUUUGUUGACACUUGGAACAGUUAUAUCGAAGUUGACAGAUGGGAGAGCCACUCAUAUUCCAUACAGGGACUCAAAAUUGACAAGGCUUCUUCAGUCUUCAAUAAGUGGUCAUGGGCGUGUAUCACUCAUUUGCACUGUCACUCCCUCAUCAAGUAAUUUGGAAGAGACACACAAUACUUUAAAAUUUGCCCACCGUGCAAAGCACAUUGAGAUUCAAGCAGCACAGAACAAGAUUAUUGAUGAGAAAUCGCUUAUCAAGAAGUACCAAAAUGAGAUACGCUGUUUAAAGGAAGAGUUGGAACAAUUGAAAAGGGGUAUUGUGACAGUUCCUCAAUUGAAUGACAUUGUAGAAGAUGACAUUGUCCUCCUCAAGCAGAAGCUAGAAGAUGGUCAAGUGAAACUGCAAUCAAGAUUGGAACAAGAAGAGGAAGCUAAAGCAGCUCUAUUGAGCAGAAUACAGCGGUUGACAAAGUUAAUUUUGGUGUCCACAAAAGCUUCACAUCCAUCAAGGAUCUCUCACCGCCCAGGUCCAAGGAGGAGACAUUCCUUUGGCGAAGAAGAGCUUGCAUACCUACCGUACAAGAGGCGGGACUUGAUAUUGGAUGACGAAAACAUUGACCCGUAUGUUUCUCUAGAAGGGAAUACUGAAAGUGUAGAUGAGACACUGAAAGAGAAGAAAACCCGAAAGCAUGGGUUGCUGAACUGGUUAAAGCUACGGAAACGAGAUAGUGGGUUGGGAAUGAGCACCAGUGACAAAUCAAGUGGAGUUAAAUCUAAUGGUGCACCUUCAACACAUCAAGCAGAAAAUUGCAAUUAUCAUACAGAAUCCAGACUUUCACAUCCUUCACUUACAGAAAGCUCUCCAUCAGCUGAUCUUCUAUCUGAGGUCAGGCAGGAUAGAGAGGUUCCUGAGGACAAUUUCCUUGGGCAAGAAACUCCUUCGACUAGCAUACAAACAAGUGAUCAGAUUGAUCUUCUAAGGGAGCAGCAGAAAAUUUUAUCUGGAGAGGUGGCACUCCAUUCAAGUGCUUUGAAGCGAUUAUCUGAGGAGGCUUCAAGGAAUCCCCAGAAGGAACAGAUUCAGUUGGAGAUGAAGAAGUUGAGUGAUGAAAUCAAGGUGAAGAAUGCACAAAUAGCUUUGUUGGAAAAGCAAAUUGCUGAUUCCAUCAUGGCCUCUCACAACAAUAUGGAUAACUUGGAAGCAUCACAAACGAUUGCUGAACUGACAGCGCAGUUGAAUGAGAAGUCAUUUGAACUUGAGGUUAAAGCAGCAGAUAAUCGUAUAAUUCAAGAGCAGCUCAAUGAAAAGAUCUGUGAAUGUGAAGGAUUGCAGGAAACAGUAGUCUCUUUGAAGCAGCAGCUCUCAGAUGCACUGGAGUCGAAAAAGCUUAGCCCUCUAGCAAGUUACUCUCAACGAAUUUCCGAACUAAAAAGUUUUCAUGCACAGCAUCAUGGGGACAGGGAAACUGCAGCAUCAAAAGAUAGAAAUGAAGAUUUGCUUCUACAAGCACAGACCACUGAGAUAGAAGAACUGAAGCAAAAAGCUGCUGCACUAACAGAAUCGAAAGAGCAGUUAGAAACUCAGAACCAAAAAUUGGCUGAGGAGAGUUCAUAUGCCAAAGGGCUAGCCUCAGCUGCUGCUGUUGAGCUCAAGGCAUUAUCAGAAGAAGUUGCCAAGCUCAUGAAUCAUAAUGAGAGAUUAACUGCUGAGUUGACAGCAUUGAAGAACUCGCCCACUCAGCGUAGAACUGGCAGUACUGUUCGCAAUGGCCGAAGAGACAAUCACAUGAAACGCCAAGACCAAGUUGGGGCAGCCUCGGAACUCAAGAGAGAGUUCGCCGUGAGUCGAGAAAGAGAACUUCAAUACGAAGCUGCCCUUAUCGAGAAGGAUCAAAGAGAGACUGAACUUCAAAGGAAAGUCGAGGAAUCCAAACAAAGAGAAUCCUAUCUGGAAAAUGAACUUGCCAACAUGUGGGUUCUCGUUGCAAAGCUGAAGAAAUCCCAAGGAGCUGAGAUGGACCAAAGAGCUGAAAUGGAUGGCUCCGAGACAACUGACGGUUUUGGAAUCUGAAUUUUAACAAAGAGUGACGAUUUAAGGCUUUUGAGGGAGUCACAUAACAGUCUUCAGGUAGUCGGCUUGAGAGUCUAGUGUGUAGAGAAUUGUGUUGUGCAUAGCUCAUUCCAAGUUAGGAGUGUUUGUGUAUUUGAAAUGAUGCUUUUAUUGGUACUUGAAAUACGUUGAUCUAAAUUUGAGCCUGUCUGUUAAUAUUUGUAUGAACUAAUAACAGUGGUUGGUUCAGGUGGAUCCAAUUGUGAAUGCUAUAUCAAGCAAAGUUUGUGUGUGUGUGUAA
Molecule: messenger RNA, 3606 nt
Organism: Populus trichocarpa (black cottonwood)
Lineage: Eukaryota; Viridiplantae; Streptophyta; Magnoliopsida; Malpighiales; Salicaceae
Product: kinesin-like protein KIN-7K, chloroplastic
Exons: 24
Coding region: 282-3326 (1014 amino acids)
Biological process (GO): microtubule-based movement
Molecular function (GO): microtubule binding; microtubule motor activity; ATP binding
Source: RefSeq, a predicted model, not a curated record